AUGCGCUUGUCAACGAUCAUAUCCAAAACACGAACAAUUUCAAAUCGUCAAUGUCGACAAUCAUCUGUGUCACCAAACAAUACUCUUAAUCGACUAUCAACAAUAUCUUCGACAGAUGAAGGUUGUCGCUUAUUGUGUGAAAUUUCAAAUGAAGAAAAUAAACUUCUUCAAUAUAUAAAAGAAAUUCUUGAAGAGAGACUUACUUUGGAUAAACAAUAUGCUCAAAAUCUUCAAGAAUUAGCAGCUAAAGCUGAUCGUAUUGCAUGCCUCACCACAGCAAAUUCAAUGGCUUCUAUGUGUCAUAAAUAUUUAAUGCAAUGGUCUCAACGAGCAUCAACUAUUGAUUCAAAUAUUGACCAAUUUCGAUAUGAAGUACUCGAUAUUUUACUUAAAAAUCUUCUUGAACAAAAAACUGAUUUAAAAAAAAUUUUCGAAGAUGAAAAACGUCAAUAUGAAGAUGAACAUCAAAAAGCUCAAAAUAAUGUAACUGAAGCUGAAAAACAUUAUUCGAAUGCAUGCAAACUAUAUGUUGCAAAGAAUAAUGAACUAACAAAAUUCACUGCUUUGGCCAAAAUUGGUGAUGAUAAUCGAAUCAUAGAAAUGAAACGUUCAGUUAUGGAAAACCAAGAUUAUGUUUAUCGUGCUCAUAAUGAAUAUGUACUUGCAUUACGAAACUAUAAUUUUAUUGAUGAACAAUAUAUUCGUAAAGUAAAUAAUUUACUUGUAUAUCAUCAAGAAACUCAAUUAUUUCUUAAUCAAAGCUGGCAAAAUUUAUCGGAAGCUAUAGCUAAUUAUAUGAAAAUUGAUCUAACUAAUUCAUAUGCGAAUGUUAAUUGUUCAGAACCAUUCUAUUUUAUUGAAUCACGUCAGUCGUAUGAUGAAAUAACUAAAAUACAUUCAAAGUUUGUAUUAUUUCAAUUAUUUAUUCUUGUUAAACGAAAUUAUUUGAAUAGUAUUCCAUUGAUGACAAAGAACCCCAUAGUAUUCAAUGAUACACUUCUUCAAACAUCUGGCUUAUCGAAUCUUAAAGCCAACCAAAUUAUUAUUGAUGAAUCAGUAAUCAAUGCUUCAACAAUUGGUGCAUUAAAAGAAAAAAUUCAAAUGUUGACAGAUGAUCUAAAUAAAGAUAAUAAUGAAUUAAUAAAUGCUCUUCGAAUUACUGAUCAACUAAAAUAUAAAGAUCUUUCAUAUUAUGGACGAAAAACUUUAUUUCAACAAAACCAACAAGCAGAAAGUUUACGAAUAAAAAUAGCAUGGCAAGAAAAUUUACAAAAUGAUUUACAAGAAGUAUUUGAAGAUGCUGGAUUAAAAGAUGAUGAUUCAUUGCAUGCAGAAAUACCUACCGGUUUAUCCGAUCGACUUGAAGAUCAAUCAUAUUUUCAUGGUCUUAUGCCACGUGCUCAAAGUGUUAGUUUUUUAAAUGAAAAAGGAGAUUAUUUAAUUCGCAUAAAUAAUGAAGAAAAAAUUGUUUUAUCGAUUUUAUGGACUGAUAAAAAUGAUCCUAGUAAAUUAAAAGAUAGCCAUUUUCUUAUUAAUGAAAAAGAUAAUAUGUAUUCACUCCAAGAGAAUGGUAUUACUAAACCAACAGUUCCAAAGUUGAUUACAUUUUAUACACGUCACAAAUUGGAAUUUAGUGACAAUGGAACACGGUUAAUCCGACCAGUGGAAAGACCGAAUUAUAUUAUUAAUAAUGAUGAAAUUAAAGUCUUUGAUCAGUUAGGCCAAGGAAAUUUUGGUGAAGUAUUUCGUGGUGAAUAUCGAAAUACUCCAGUUGCCGUCAAAAUACUUCGUUCAACAAUUGCAGAUCGAAGUUCAAAAGAUCGAGAAAUUUUUAUUAAUGAAGCUCUUUUACUUAAACGAUAUAAACAUAAAAGAAUUGUUAAUUUAUUUGGUAUUGCCGCACAUCAUGAACCUCUGAUGAUUGUUAUGGAACUUGUUGAAAAAGGAAGUCUGAGGGAUUAUUUAAAAAAUAAUGAUUUCCGCGUGUCACAAUUAAUUCAAAUAUGUACUGAAAUAGCAAAAGGAAUGGCAUAUCUAGAAAGUAAUCAUGUUAUUCAUCGAGAUUUAGCAGCUCGAAAUUGUUUAGUGGACAAAAAUGGACGAGUGAAAGUUGCUGAUUUCGGACUUUCACGUUGUCUUCAUGAAGAUGAAGAAUAUUUUAGUCAAAUUAAAGAAUUUCCAGUACGUUGGUGGGCUGUUGAAGUUUUAUCAAAUGGACCAUAUACAAAUAAAUCAGACGUUUGGUCCUAUGGUAUAACAAUAUGGGAAGUAUUUUCUAAAGCAGCAGUACCUUAUGCUAAUAUACAACAUAAUCAUUUAGUUAUUGAUGCUGUAAAACGAGGUGAACGUCUUAAACAACCACAAAAAUGUCCAGUAAAUAUUUAUGCAAUAAUGACUAAUUGUUGGUUAUUGAAUUCAAAGGAUCGACAUAAUUUUGAAAAAAUUGUUGAACUUUUAAAAAAAGAAAAAUCUAUUUUACCAAAAUUACCAUUUUUUGGUUCUUCAAAAUAA
Messenger RNA from Rotaria sp. Silwood1, 2511 nucleotides. Lineage: Eukaryota; Metazoa; Rotifera; Eurotatoria; Philodinida; Philodinidae. The record is from the annotation of a GenBank genome assembly.